AUUUUUUUCGUCAUUUUUUUCAACUUCCACAAUUUUUCUCCAAAAAAAUAUUUAAAAUGUCCAUUCCCAUUUUAUUCCCCCUUCUAUUAAUCUUUCAUUGUAUUAAUGCUGAGAUAACAACAAACUCUAAAAUUAAAGAAAAUUCGAAAGUACAAUUGGUGUUGAAUGAAUGGCCAGGAGCUGGGAAGAAAAUGGCCCGUGGAGGGUUAAUCGAGUCUGAGGGGAUACUUGACCAUCUCGAUUAUUUUGAAACACGUCAAGAAGCUAGUACAGGGUUGAAAAUGCCCCAGACAAAUGCUAGACGCUGCCUAUUUCCUUGGAACUGUUAAAUAAAAAUAUAAACACUUUCUUAACCGAAUUUAGAUUUUAAUUUUCUUUUUGUUAAAAAAUGAAAGAAAUUAUGGCAAUAGUGUCGUUUACCCCCCUUUUUUUACCUCCACGCUUUUUCCUUUACAUGUACAGAAUGGUCAGACUUUUUCCUCCUUACAAUU
Meloidogyne enterolobii is the source of this 491-nucleotide messenger RNA. The record is from the annotation of a GenBank genome assembly. Lineage: Eukaryota; Metazoa; Nematoda; Chromadorea; Rhabditida; Meloidogynidae.